GAGGGCCCCCAGAGGGAGCUGUUGGUCCUGGGCAGAGAGCGACAGGUCCUGAUUCUACAGAUGGAGGCCCUGCACACUGAGGCCUCGGAGGCCGAGAGAGACCUGGAGACACAGUACCACAGACACCAGCAUGAGCUGCACUCUCUUAGGGAGGAGAGUCUGCAGGUGUUCCGGGUCUUCCGCCGGGUGAGUGAGGAGCAGAGGAGGGUGUCAGAGGGCAGGUACAGGACUCUCCUGCUGGAGGCCAUACAGGAUGCAGUCUACCUGUCCUCUCAGAACCAACAGCUACAGGCAGACAACAAACAGCUCCGCAAAGGUGAGUUACACACCUGGAUAACACUUGUAUAA
Molecule: messenger RNA, 348 nt
Organism: Salvelinus fontinalis (brook trout)
Lineage: Eukaryota; Metazoa; Chordata; Actinopteri; Salmoniformes; Salmonidae
Exons: 2
Coding region: 61-348 (95 amino acids)
Source: RefSeq, a predicted model, not a curated record